AGAAACAUUAUGUAUAAAUAGCUAGCGGUGAGGCAAGCAGAUCAGUGUGGUUUCAUUGCUCAUCCAGCAUGAAGUUGUUCAUUUUGGUGGCUUUGUUCGGGCUCAGCCUUGCCCAGCACAACCCUCACACCAAGCAUGGCAGGACUGCCCUUGUCCACCUGUUUGAAUGGCGUUGGGCUGACAUCGCUGCAGAGUGUGAGCGCUUCUUGGCUCCAAAUGGCUUUGCUGGUGUUCAGAUCUCCCCUCCAAGUGAGCACAUUUUGGUGAACAAUCCCUGGAGGCCCUGGUACCAAAGAUACCAGCCAAUUGGCUACAAACUGUGCUCCAGAUCUGGCUCUGAGAACGAGCUGAGAGACAUGAUCACCAGAUGCAACAACGUUGGGGUCAACAUCUACGUUGAUGCUGUCAUCAACCACAUGUGUGGCUCCGGUGGUGGAGAGGGAACACACUCUUCAUGUGGAAGCUGGUUCAGUGCAAACAGGGAGGACUUUCCCUCUGUCCCUUAUUCCAACUUGGACUUCAAUGAUCAGAAAUGCAGGACUGGCAGUGGUGAAAUUGAGAACUAUGGUGAUGCCAAUCAGGUGCGUAACUGUCGUUUGGUUGGUCUGUUGGACUUGGCCCUGGAGAAAGAUUACGUCAGGGGCAAGGCGGCUGGCUACAUGAAUAAGCUGAUUGAUAUGGGUGUGGCUGGAUUCAGAGUGGAUGCCUGCAAGCACAUGUGGCCUGGUGAUCUGUCUGCCAUCUACGGUCGCCUGCACAACCUCAACACCAAGUGGUUCUCUGGUGGCUCCAAACCCUUCAUCUACCAAGAGGUUAUUGAUCUGGGAGGAGAGUCCAUCGGUGUCAGAGAAUAUAUCCAUCUGGGUAGGGUGACUGAGUUCAAAUACAGCGCUAAAAUUGGAACUGUCUUCAGAAAAUGGAACGGCGAGAAGCUGUGCUACACCAAGAACUGGGGAGAGGGAUGGGGUUUUAUGUCCAGUGGAAAUGCUGUUGUCUUUGUUGACAACCAUGACAACCAGAGAGGCCACGGUGCUGGAGGUGCCUCUAUCCUUACCUUCUGGGACCCCAGGCUCUACAAGAUGGCUGUUGGCUACAUGCUGGCUCAUCCUUAUGGAGUAGCCAGGGUGAUGUCUAGCUUCCGCUGGAACCGCCAAAUUGUCAAUGGAAAGGAUCAGAAUGACUGGAUGGGCCCUCCCAGCUAUAGUAAUGGAUCAACCAAGCCUGUUCCCAUCAACUCUGAUCAGACUUGUGGAGACGGAUGGGUGUGUGAGCACAGAUGGCGUCAGAUCAAGAACAUGGUUAUUUUCCGCAAUGUGGUCAAUGGACAGCCUCAUUCCAACUGGUGGGACAAUCAGAGCAACCAGGUUGCCUUUGGACGUGGUAAUCGCGGUUUCAUCGUCUUCAACAAUGAUGAUUGGAACCUGGAUGUGACCCUGAACACUGGCAUGCCCGGUGGAACCUACUGUGACGUCAUUUCUGGCCAGAAGGAAGGAAGCAGGUGCACGGGGAAGCAGAUCCAAGUUGGUGGUGAUGGCCGUGCCCGCUUCACCAUUAGCAACAGAGAUGAGGACCCCUUCGUUGCUAUCCAUGCUCAAUCUAAGCUGUAAAAUGAUCAUGAAAAGCUUAAAAUAAACCUAAUUUUAUUCAACCUGAA
Molecule: messenger RNA, 1654 nt
Organism: Scatophagus argus
Lineage: Eukaryota; Metazoa; Chordata; Actinopteri; Scatophagidae
Product: alpha-amylase-like
Exons: 9
Coding region: 69-1607 (512 amino acids)
Biological process (GO): carbohydrate metabolic process
Molecular function (GO): cation binding; alpha-amylase activity
Source: RefSeq, a predicted model, not a curated record